Molecule: messenger RNA, 2007 nt
Organism: Ipomoea triloba (trilobed morning glory)
Lineage: Eukaryota; Viridiplantae; Streptophyta; Magnoliopsida; Solanales; Convolvulaceae
Product: laccase-6
Exons: 6
Coding region: 8-1744 (578 amino acids)
Biological process (GO): lignin catabolic process
Cellular component (GO): apoplast
Molecular function (GO): hydroquinone:oxygen oxidoreductase activity; copper ion binding
Source: RefSeq, a predicted model, not a curated record
UUACCAUAUGGAAAAAUUGUUCUUCACUUUAUGCCUUCACUUAUUGCUAAACUUUCUAUUGUUUUCUUGUAAUAACGUAAAUGUCAUGGGUUUUAUUCAACGUUGGCCAGCUGGGAGAUCGACAAGGUUUUAUGAUUUUAAGGUUCAAACAAAGAGGAUUACAAAGCUUUGUAGCGUUAAAGACAUUGUGACGAUUAACAAAAUGUACCCCGGACCAGUUGUUUAUGCUCAGGAAGACGAUCAAGUUAUUGUUAGAGUCACAAAUGAUUCACCAUACAAUGUCACAAUACACUGGCACGGAAUUCGACAAAAACUUUCAUGUUGGUUUGAUGGACCUUCCUACAUAACGCAAUGCCCUAUUCAAGCAGGACACACAUUUACGUAUAAAUUUACACUCGUACAACAAAAGGGAACAUUUUUCUGGCACGCUCAUGUUUCGUGGCUUCGUGCCACCGUCCAUGGUGCCAUUAUCGUGUAUCCUAAACCAGGUGUUCCUUACCCUUUUCCAUACCCUUACGAGGAGCAUACCAUUAUUUUAGGAGAAUAUUGGUUGCAAGAUGCAACACAACUUGAGAAUGCCGUUUUAGCCAGUGGGGGAGGGCCGCCACCCGCCGAUUCAUUCACUAUCAACGGCCACCCUGGCCCCAACUAUAAUUGCUCUACUAAUGAUGUGUAUGCAAUAGACGUGGUCCCUGGGAAAACGUACAUGCUAAGGCUAAUCAAUGCAGCCGUGAACCAAGAACACUUCUUCGGGAUAGCCAAUCACAACUUGACAAUUGUCGAAGCCGAUGCGGAAUACACAAAGCCCUUCACCACGGGCCGGGUCAUGCUCGGGCCGGGCCAGACCCUCAACCUCCUCGUAACCGCUAACCAGCCCAUCGGCAAAUACUCCAUGGCCAUGGGACCUUACCAAUCCGCUAAAAACAUCACCUUCCAAACCAUAACCUCCGUCGCAUAUUUCACCUACCUCGGCGCCCUCCCGAGCGUCUUGGCGUGGCCGGCGCCUCUGCCGCCGUUCAACGACAGUCUCGCCGUGAAAACCGUCAUGGACGGGCUGAAAAGCCCGAACCCGCCGCCCAAUAUGCCCAAACAAAUCGAUCAGAAUAUGUUCAUUACUAUUGGCCUAAAUGUUCAGAGGUGCCAGUCGAGAAACCCAGAGCAGAACUGCCGAGGAUUCAAUGGGGGUGUUAUGUCGGCGUCCAUGAACAACGUGAGUUUCGUGAAGCCUAAGGUUUCCCUGUUGGAAGCUUACUAUAGGAAAAUUAAUGGGCAGUUUACAGAAGACUUUCCCGGGUCACCUCUGGGGUUUUAUGAUUUUGUGAAUGGGGCACCUAAUAACCCUCCAAAUGAUACAAGUGCGGUGAAGGGAACAAGGACAUAUGUCCUAGAAUAUGGGUCCAGGGUUCAGAUUAUUCUCCAGGAUACUGGCACUGUGUCUACUGAAAACCACCCAAUUCAUUUCCAUGGCUACAGCUUCUAUGUUGUAGGGUAUGGGUCUGGGAACUAUGACCCUGAAAAUGUGAGUUUUAACUUGGUAGAUCCUCCAUACAUGAACACAAUUGGAGUUCCGGUGGGUGGCUGGGCUGCCAUCAGAUUCACAGCUGACAAUCCAGGGGCAUGGUUCAUGCACUGUCAUCUAGACGUACACUUAUCAUGGGGUUUGGGUGUGGUUAUUAUUGUGAAAAAUGGUGAAGGCCAACUUGAGAGUCUUCCUCAUCCUCCGGCUGACAUGCCUAGAUGCUAGCAAUCUAUACAAUGAUGGAUCAUAAUUAGAGGAUUGCUUCUAAGGGAUCAAAACCUCUUCUGCAGGGGCAACAUCAUAACACUGUUGUGCACAGAAACAACUUUUUAUUUAAGAAAAAAAAAAAGUUAUACAGACCCCAAAUUUUUAUUCUGUGGAUCCAAACUCGUUAAUUUGAACUACCUAUUCUUGAAAAGAAAAAAAAAAUAUUGCUUUUAAUUCUUGACAUAUCAGGAAGUUCGAUCCUUAGAGUGAAAAGUAAGAGC